AGAAAGGCCGGGUCCUGAGACAGCGGGCAUUAGUCCGUGCGGCUGGGCCCACCCAGUUCCUCAGGGUGCCCGCCUGGGCCCGGGCUGGGUGGGGUUGCCCAACACGUGGCCUCCCAGGAUGGCGAGGCCUGACGGUACAGUGAGUGACGCCUGGAGAGCCGGCUCCAGGGCAACGCCCGCCGGUCCCUGGGGCUUCCCCUGCCAGGCUGGGCCCUGCUCCCCUGGGGGUGCUGCCAGGGAUGCACUGGGCCUGAGGGGAAUGCAGGAGUGCUUCAGGGAGCCCAGAGGCGGAGCUAGCAGGAACAGGGCCGGUCUGCUGUCUGUCCUCCUCUCUGGCUCUCUGUCCUUCCAUCCAGCCCUGAACGCAGCCACUGCCGCCUGGAGAUAGGGAAGGGCCGCACUCCAAGGUCCCCUCUCGGGUGUCCAGGGUGUCCUCUCCGCAGCCUAGGACCCUGUCCUUCCUCGUGCCUUCGCCCUCCAGGGCCCUUUUUCUGAUGUGAAACUAAAUAUUAUCCAAUAUUAUCCAUACUAGUCAAAUGUUUUAGACCAAUCCCCACAAUGCCUGCAUAGGAAGAUGAGGAGACUGGAACUCAGACAGGUUAAGUAACUUGGCCAAAGGUCACAUCACCGGCAAAGCCAGAAAUGCAAAGUCAUGUGCUGCCUCUCAGCAGCACCCUCCUGGCCACACCCUCCGAGGGGCCCUUACCCAGAAAGCCCCAGCUGGUGACUCCACAAUUCCGGACCCAGUCUGUGACUUUGCAUUUGAUUUGCAUAAGGGUGUCACAAAUACAGAGCUAUCUCCCCGACAGCCCCCCUUCCUUCUCCUCCUCUUUUUCUCUGUCUCACUCACGGGCACGCACAGCCAGGCUCUUCCUCCUCGAGAUGCCUGGCGGGCUGGGGAGCGCCAUCUGGUCUCCUCCAUCUGCCCAGGAAACCUUCGCUGGUUCAGAGUGUUCCUUCCCACCCGGCACUCCUCAGGGCCCCAGGCCGGGGAGCAGAGCUGCGGGGAGGCCGCCUGGAGGAGUUGCUGUGUGCUGGGCAGCCCCUUUUCUGUCUGCAGUCUCAGGGCAGCGGGCAGGAGUGCACAAAUGGGGGGAGGGUUCCCCAGCCCCAGAUACAUCCUCUCUCUUCUGUCUUCAGCCCCAGAUUUAGCUGCCUUUUCACCUCCCACGACUUCCUGCUGCCAUCUGGAGUGCUGGGAGGCUGGAGAACUAGAAGGAAGACUGGGGUGGGGGUUGAAGGGAGGGGGCCCAGAGCUCGAGCCCUCAGAGGGGAGGAGGAAAAGAAGGUGCUGGCACCCUGGACAGAGAGGGGGCCCAGUGCCCCCUUCCCUUACUCUCUCAGCGGCACUGUCCAAAACAGUAGCCACCAGCUACUUCCGAUUUAGAAGGAAACAGAAACUCAGAUAUGAAAAAAUAAAUAUAAAAUAUCUCGAUAACUUUUAGAUAGAUGACAUAUUUAAACAAUAAUAUUUUGGACAUAUUGGGUUAAGUAUGAAAUUAAUUUCACCUGUUUCUCUCUGCCUUUUUAAUGUGGCAACUGAAAAGUUUCAAGUGGUACGUGUGGCUUGCAUUACAUUUAUUGGCCAGGAAGUUGCUGUUCUGUAAAUACUUACUGCAGGGAGCUGUUUUGAACUAAAUGGUUCUUUGUUAUACCUCGGUCUUUUGGCUCUACACACGCCCAUCCCUCAGCCUCAGAGAGGCAGUACAAUGUAGGGGUAAGAAUGUGAACUUGAUAGACUGAAUUUAGGUCCUUUCUUGUUUGUUUGCUUUUAAAUAUGUUUUUAUUGGUUUUAGAGAGAGAAGAAGGGAGAAGGAGAAAAAGAAACAUCAAUGCAAGAGAGAAACAUCCAUCUGACCAACGACCUUUAGGUUCCCACCAGCAUCAAGGACCUGCCAGUGUGAGAAACUUCCUGUCACAAGGCCAUCCCCACGGGGUCACCUGCCCCUGGGUUGCCAGUCAUGAGCAUGCAGGAAACCCUAACAACAGCAUCAACCUCGCCUCAAGCUGCAGGCCAACCCUCGAGCUCAGGCUCGAAGUUCACAAAGAGCUCCCCAGCCACCUGGAAGUCCAGGGGUCCAAAUCAUGGGCCCAAUGUGCGUCUGAUGCGCAGGAUCAUCGCCGAGGAUGCUGAGUGGUCACUGGCCAUCGUCCCCCUGCUCACAGAUCUCUGCAUUCGACACAUUGUCAAGAACUUCCGGAACAAUCCGAUCCUGACGCAGCUGCUCCCCGAGCACCAGCAGAAGGUCCUGCGCCAGCUGCCCCCGGACCUGCCGCUGGCCGUGACCGCCAACCUGAUCGAUGACGAGAACUACUGGCACCGCUGCUGCGAGCAGCGCUGGCCCGUGUGCCACCUGGACUGCCACGGCGGCAGCUGGAAACGCCUGUUCUUCGAGCGGCACCUGGAGAACCUGAUCAAACACUUCAUCCCGGACUCCACGGACCCCGCCGUGAUCCUGGACCUGCUGCCGCUCUGCAGGAACUAUGUGCGCAGGAUCCGCGUGGACCAGUUCCUCCCGCCCGUGCAGCUGCGGCCCCUGCAGCACAGCGGGGACCAGUCGGACUCGGGCAGCGAGGGAGAGAUGGAGGAGCCCUCCAUGGACCACUACCAGCUGGGCGAGCUAGUGGCCGGCCUGAGCCAGCUGGAGGAGCUGGACCUGGUGUACGGCAUCAAGGACUGUGGCAUGAACUUCGAGUGGAACCUCUUUCUCUUCACUUACCGUGACUGCCAGUCCCUGGCAGCGACCAUUAAGGCCUGCCACACCCUGAAGGUCUUUAGGCUGACCCGAAGCAAGGUGGAUGACAACAAGGCACGCAUCCUAAUUCGCAGCCUCCUGGAUCACCCGGCCCUGGAGAAGCUGGACCUGUCACACAACUGCAUCGGGGACCGUGGCGCUCGUGCGGCCGCCAAGCUGCUGAGCCACAGCCGCCUGCGUGUGCUCAACCUGGCCAACAACCAGGUGCGUGCGCCUGGUGCCCAGUCGCUGGCUCACGCCCUGGCACACAACACCAACCUCCUCUCCCUCAACCUGCGCCUCAACUGCAUUGAGGAUGAGGGCGGCCAGGCACUUGCCCACGCCUUGCAGACCAAUAAGUGCCUCACCACGCUGCACCUUGGUGGGAACGAGCUGUCGGAGCCUACGGCCACACUCCUCUCCCAGGUGCUCUCCGUCAAUACCACACUCACCAAAAUCAACCUGUCCUGCAACCACAUAGGACCGGACGGCGGGAAGCAGCUCCUGGAAGGCAUGUCAGACAACAAGACGCUCCUGGAGUUUGACCUGCGUCUGUCCGAUGUAGCCCAGGAGAGCGAAUACCUCAUUGGCCAGGCCCUCUGUGCCAACCGCGAAGAAGCCCGCCAGCGGGGCUUGAAUCCCAGCCACUUCUCAGCACCACUCACUGCCAAGGGCCCUGAGAACCCUGUGGGAUAGGAGAGGGGCCAGGGCUGAGGCAGUAACCACCCUGGGCCACUGCCCUACCCCCCACCCCCCCGGUCAUGCCCCUUGUGCCUGCUGCAGAGUGUCACACUGGAACACAGGGAGUGGGGGAGACCACGAAGAUCCUGGGGUGUGAUCAAAGGUUGAGUGCAUGUAUACAUAUGUUUCCUGUUAGGAUUAUGAUUGCCAGGAUGUAAGUUCCCCAUUCUAUAUAGAAUAAUAAAAUUUCAUCAAGAAUCUGAACAGUGCCCAGCCGGCAUGGCUCAGUGGUUGAGCAUCAAUUCCUGG
Molecule: messenger RNA, 3725 nt
Organism: Myotis myotis
Lineage: Eukaryota; Metazoa; Chordata; Mammalia; Chiroptera; Vespertilionidae
Gene: TCTE1
Product: t-complex-associated-testis-expressed 1
Exons: 5
Coding region: 1962-3431 (489 amino acids)
Biological process (GO): flagellated sperm motility
Cellular component (GO): sperm flagellum
Molecular function (GO): protein binding
Source: RefSeq, a predicted model, not a curated record